GAGCGCAUUAUGCUCUGUAUGAAACGUGAAAACUUGGCAGCGGCGCGUUCGACGCGCAUGGACCGCGUGAACGCGCAAAACUUAACCCGCAAUCAAACUUUCCCUUUCCUGAAUUUUUGUGCCCGCUCUGCACAAACGCAGCUUUCUUCCGUUUUCCAUGUCAUUUCCUGUAAUAAAAAGAUGGUGGUCACAGCAGAGAGAAGCGGCUGACUGCGCUACAAACAUUUGGAGAUGAUAAACUUUGCAUCGCCCCGGACUACUGAAACCCCCGCGCGCAGCUGCGUCACCACCGCGUUUCUCAAAGCGGCCGACGACGAGACGCGUUGACGUUGAAGAAGACCACCGGAGACCACCCGACGCACUGCGUAUGUUCUACAGACGCUUUAUGAUGAUGGAGUGAAACGGGGCGCAUUAAAGUCUCUCCCUCCUGCCACACCAUGGCGAAUUCUUCCACAGUUCCAGCACAGCCAUCCAUGGACUUCAAGGCUGACUCCAACUCCAGUGCUCUAAAUGAAAAGUCUUCUGAGAAGCCCAAGAAAAGAUUAAAAGUUGACCGUGAACAUUGUGCCAACUUUUGGUUCUGUGAGGAAUGCAAGAAGUAUUUCAAGGAGCAGUGCCCUACCCAUGGGCCCCCUGUUUUUGUGCCUGACACCCCUGUGGAAUUUGGGGUGCCCAACAGGGCAGCUCUCACUGUACCAUCAGGCACAGAGGUCCUCAGAAAUAGAGAUAACGUGGAUGUCUGCUGUAUUGAUGAAAACAUACCACAGGGGGCGCUGUUUGGUCCUUAUCAAGGCCAACUGAUAGACUUGGAUAAACCUUCUGGACCAUAUUCUUGGAUGAUCGUUGAUGAGGACAACAGAUAUAGAUUUAUUGAUGGAAGUGAUGAAACUACAGCUAACUGGAUGAGGUUUGUUCGGAUUUCCUCUGAUGAAAGUGAGAAGAACCUAAGUGCGUUUCAGCACGGCGAGCACAUCUACUUCCAGGUGUGUCGGAAACUGAAGGUGGGCGAGAAGCUGUGCGUGUGGUACAACAACGAAUACAUGAGAAGACUGCAGAGUGUGUCACGGGACAGCAUUGACCGCAACCUGGACAAAGGUGUAAAAUCAGAAGACCAACAUCCAGACGAGCCUAAAGGUCCAGUUCUGAGAUCUGCUCUUCACGGGAGAAGGACUCUCAGUAAGCAUAUAACCGACGAGGGAGAAAGCCAGCCCCAGGCCAAGAAAAAGAAGAUCGACCUCAUUUUCAAAGAUGUCGUGGAAGCAUCUCUGGAGGCUAAUCAAAGUCAGAACAACCCCCUCAACAGCACCUUGUCUCUGCCCAGAGCACGAACAAACGUGUGCCAGGCUCUCAUCCAGACUGAUGCAGACUGCAAAGAGUCCGUCCUCGCCUCUGGAUUGGCUUCCAUGGAACACCACAAGGGUAGCUUUGAUGCAAAAGGCAUUAAAACAGAAGAUACAGAAGAAGAGGUGUCUCUACCCGGUGAAGGGCCUUCAACAUCUUUCUGCACAAACUGUGUGAGGCUAAAAAAGCGAAUCCGUGAGCUGGAGGCUGAAUUGCUACGUCUCCGAGGACCGGUGCAGGGUGAAGCUCCAUCAGAGCCCCUACCCAGUGAAGAUCUCAAAGUAGAAGCCAUGACACCCAUGGUCAUGGAAGACGAAGACCAGGAUGUCGAUUCAGCAGAUGAAUCUAUUUCCGCCGACCUCAUGGUGGCCACGGACGAGUCUUUGAAGCUUUCGGCAGGUUCGGGUCGACGUAUCCGCCGCUUCAAACAGGAGUGGCUAAAAAAGUUCUGGUUUCUCCGUUAUUCACCUACGCUGAACGAAAUGUGGUGCCACGUCUGCCGACAGUACACCGUCCAAUCCUCCCGCACCUCUGCUUUCAUAAUCGGCUCCAAGCAGUUCAAGAUCCACACCAUUAAACUGCACAGCCAAAGCAAUCUGCACAAGAAGUGUCUGCAGCUUUACAAGCUACGCAUGCACCCGGAGAAGACCGAAGAGAUGUGUCGUAACAUGAUGAUGCUAUUUAACGCCGCCUAUCAUUUGGCUUUGGAAGGAAGGCCUUUUUCUGAUCUGCGACCUUUGGCGGAGCUCCUAAAGAAGUGUGAGCUGAAAGUGGUGGAUCAGUACAUGAACGAGAACGACUGUCAGAUUCUUAUCCAACACAUAGCUCGAGCCUUCAAGGAAGAUUUGGCAGAGAAGAUCCGCCUUUCGCCGUUUCUAAGCAUCAUCAUGGACGGACAUAAUGAUGAUCUUUUGGUUGACACCGUUGCUGUUUAUGUUCAGUUCACAACCACCGAUGGGCUUCCCGCGACUGAGUUCCUCUCCUUGCAAAGACUUUGCGGAGGCAACGUGGACGGCUAUCUCCAGGCGGUGGAUCGCGCCUUCGGUGGCCUCGGUCUGAGAAUGCAGGACAUGCUUGUUGUUGGUUUGGGAAUCGAUGGCUCCAACGUCUCCACUAGUCUAAGGGCGAAUCUUUACGUAGCUGCACGAAAGACAAUCCCGUGGGUGUUGUGUCUGCCUGUGAUGAUCCAUCGUCCUCAUUUGGAAGUACUGGAUGCCAUUAGUGGGAAGGAGUUGUCGUGCUUGGAAGAUUUGGAGAACAACUUAAAGCAGCUGCUUAGCUUCUAUCGGUAUUCGCCGCGUAUGAUGGCUGAGCUGAGGUCAACCGCGCCAACUCUGUCAGAAGAAACUGAGUUUCUCGGCGAUAUAAGAGGCACUCGAUGGAUCAUAGGGGAGCCUAAUGUUCUCAAUGCCCUUAUUAAGGAUUACCUGGAGGUGGUUGCUCAUUUGAAGAGCAUAAGCAACCAGACCCAAAGGGGUGAUGCUUCUGCGAUCGCCUUGUCUCUACUACAGUUCCUGUUGGACUAUCAAUCUGUGAAGCUCAUUUAUUUUCUGUUGGACAUCAUUGCUGUCUUUUCACGGCUGGCUUUCGUCUUCCAGGGCGACUAUCUGUUGGUCUCACAGGUGGAUGCCAAAAUCGAGGAUGCCAUUUAUGAGAUCGGUCAGUUGGUGGACUCCCCGGGCGAGUACCUUCAAGAGUUCGAGGACAACUUCCGGGAAAGUUUCAACGGCGUGGACCUCAAGAACCUACGCGUUGCAGAGUCCAAGUUCCAGUCCAUCCGAGAGAAGAUCUGCCAGAGGAGUCAAGGCAUCCUCACCCAGCGGUUUGAUCCGCAUAGUCGUACGGUCGUGCAAGCUUGUAAGGUCCUCGACCUGGCCACGUGGCCCCUCAACAGGGAAGACCUAGGUGCGUAUGGAGAGGAUGAGAUUCUUCUCAUUUUUGACCACCUGGAGAGGGUUCCCUCAUCCGGCCGUGAGCUCUCGCAAGAACGAGCGGAUGCCAGAGGAAGCCUUGUGGUUGAAUGGAGAGACCUGAAAGCCAAUUAUUGUAGUGGGAAUGGGUUUAAAGAGAUAAUAAGCCACAUCUUCAAAUACAAGCAACGUUUUCCUCUGCUUUAUCACAUCUUGCAGAUUGUCAAGGUCUUGCCGACUUCGAUGGUAUGUUGCGAUAAAGGAAGGGGGUGUUUACAGAAAAUGCACAGAUAUUGUCGUUCCAGACUGACUGUGGAUCAGACAAACGAUCUGCUUGCCUUAGCCAUCAACGGUCCCCCCAUGGGGAGCUUUGACGGAAAGCGAGCUCUGGACAGCUGGUUCGAAGAGAAAUCCGGGAACAGCUACUCGCUCUCGGCAGAGGUGCUGAGCAGAAUGUCCACCUCCGAACAAAAGUCUGUGUUGCACAAUAUGGAUAUGAAUGCAGAGUUUUAUCCGGAUUGAUUGGAGACGAUUGCUCAGCCAUAAGAAAUUCCAAAAUGCAAUCUUAUUGGAAAAUGGCUGAUCGGGACUGUAAUGUGAUUGGCCAAGUACUUUGGCCCUGCUGCUAAAAUGGCCUGGUUCAGCGUUUUCUGAGAGAAGGUAGGAAUACCUUGCAGGUCACAGGCACAUGAAAUACUUUAAAAUGUUCACAUAUGUGGUGGCGAGGUGUUGACAUGGUUGAUAUUUUUGUUCCAAAGAGGAAGUAGCUUAUUUUAUAGUGGUAAACGUUUGAGUGUUUCUUAAAACAACUUUUCAUCAUUUCAUCUGGCAUGAGUCACUUUCAAACAAAACAUUUUUAAUUGAGGUAAUAUGGUGGUAAACGUUUUUUGUACCACAUGUGCUAUUUACACAGGCAUUGUUUUUAUUUCAGUAGUGCUAAUAUACAUACACUCACCUAAAGGAUUAUUAGGAACACCUGUUCAAUUUCUCAUUAAUGCAAUUAUGGUGGUUGUGUAAUGCUGUGGGGGAUGUUUUCUUGGCACACUUUAGGCCCCUUAGUGCCAAUUGGGCAUCGUUUAAAUACCACAGCCUACCUGAGCAUUGUUUCUGACCAUGUCCAUCCCUUUAUGACCACCAUGUACCCAUCCUCUGAUGGCUACUUCCAGCAGGAUAAUGCACCAUGUCACAAAGCUCCAAUCAUUUCAAAUUGGUUUCUUGAACAUGACAAUGAGUUCACUGUACUAAAAUGGCCCCCACAGUCACCAGAUCUCAACCCAAUAGAGCAUCUUUGGGAUGUGGUGGAACGGGAGCUUUGUGCAUCCCACAAAUCUCCAUCAACUGCAAGAUGCUAUCCUAUCAAUAUGGGCCAACAUUUCUAAAGAAUGCUUUCAGCACCUUGUUGAAUCAAUGCCACGUAGAAUUAAGGCAGUUCUGAAGGCGAAAGGGGGUCAAACACAGUAUUAGUAUGGUGUUCCUAAUAAUCCUCUAGGUGAGUGUACAUUAGCAUCGCAUUGCCAUUUAAACUCUGUGAUGUAAUUUGCUCGACAUAACAUUGUGUUGUCCAAACAGAUCAGUCUGUGUGACGAAACGUCUGUUGGUAAGUCUUCUGUUUUUAUCAAUGUAUACUACUUAGAAACGUUUUUGUUAUUCUAUCUGCAAUAUAAUUAAAGCAAUCGGUCUGUAUUAGUCUGUUGACUGUGUACGGGAAUUUUCUACGAAAAGCACUUCAUUUAUUUAGCAUGUUCUGUUUGUUGUUAAUAGUUUUUUGGAAUGGAAAUAGCCACUAUUUUGCCAUGCAGUAUAUUCCUACUUCUACCAUGUACCGGACAUUCUUUAUAUAUUUUUAUUUUAUUUUCAAGUGUAAAUCCUGAUUAGAAAAUAUGUGGAUGUGCCAUAUGUGUUUAUGCAGCUGUGCACCUAUUAUGUGCCAUUUACACCCAAUACAAAGCAAACUAUAAGUUUCAACUAUAUAAAUAUGCAAGGUUUUAAAUGCCUUACAGCUAUUUUAAAACAUUUUUGCAUUUCAUGUGGUUGUUUGGUUUGUGUUUUAUGUACACCCACUGGUGUACAUCCUUGGACCCCUAACCUUGUGCUGAUUAUUUAUGAUUAAACAUAAAACCAUGGCAGAUGUAGUUUAUAGACUGGGAAGAUUGUAGAAAUGUCUUGGUUCACAGUAAUAAGAAACCUGUUCAUUAUUGAUUCACAUCAGUCUGAAAACAUUGUGCUUGACUUAGAGAUCCUAAACCAAGUCAGCAAUUAAAAGUAGAAGUUGCUUUUGAUUUAAAGUCAUAUAAGAACAAAGCUUUUGGAUUUUUGAUUGUCUUAUUUCAUGCUUUACACUUAUGGCAUUUUAUACAUUUCAUCUCUUUUGGCCAGCAGUGUACGUUUUACUCGAACGUCUUGCGUUAUCUUGCCUUGCCACUAAAUUCCGUUGAUUGUAACUGUGCAAUAUAUAUUCACUCUUGCAUUGUGUUUUAUUUAAUGCAAAUGCAUCAAAUACUUAUUGAUAAUGUUCCUUAAUGCAAAACUGUGGAGUUCGAGUGGAUCAUGCUAGAGCAUGUUUUUACCAAAAGCUUAUGGACUCCCCACUUUUUCGUCUCGGUUUGUUGUUCCAUUUCAUUCAGUAAUUGUUUGGCACAAUGCUGCAUUUGUUUGGUUUCUGUUAUAUUGUGAAAACUUAUUAUCCUCACUAUAAUGUGUUGUAAUCUUUUGUAUAUCGACAACAAAUCACCUGAUUGAGAACCAGAUAGAGAAUACAUGCAGUAUGUGAAUAGAAUUCAUUGUUCUCACUGUCUGUCAAAUCUAAAAGAGGCGUCAGAUGCAGUCAAGUUACAUUAACUCAUUAACUCACAAGUUACAUUACUGUCCACACGCAUAGUUUGCACUGAAAUACAUUAAGUAUGCUAAACUUGAGAGACAAUAUUCUGCUCCUUAUAAUUCAGCAUGUGUUUGAACAGAAUGGUGUUUAUAGAAACAGUAUUUCUUUACCAUUUCAAUGAAACCAUUUUUAUCAUGUUUUAAUCAAUGAUCAUUUCAAAAGCAGAUAUUGUGAAAACUAUACAGUAUUUAAAAGCGGAUCACUUUUCCCCCAGUGAAUAAUGGCCUAGCGUACACGCAUCUGAAAUCUGAGCAGUACUACGUUUGUAUUAAAGGGACGGUUUACCCAAAAAUGAAAAUUCUGUCAUCAUUUGCUCACCCUCAAGCUGUUCCAAACCGAAUCUCUUUAUUUUGCUGAACACAAAGGAAGAUAUUUGGAAAAAUGUCAGCAACCAAACAGAUCUCAUCCCCUAUUUACUUCCCUACUUAGUAGGGAAAAUAAAUAAUAUGGGAGUCAAUGGAGGAUAAGAUCUGUUCAUCAGAACAAAGACAUUUAUAAAAGUUUGGAACAACCAGGGGGUGGGUAAAUGAUGACACAAUUUUCAUUUUUGGGUGAAUGGUUCAUUUAAGAGUAGAUAAUAUACAGCGUAAGCUGGCAAAAUUCUGAUAUUUUUAUUUGAACUCUUCCAGUAUGUGAAUGUGCCAGAUGCUUUUGAAUGCUUUUUGUUUUCUUCUUAAUUUUUAAGAAUGGAAUCCUAAGGUGGGGAAACAUGUAUAGUUUGUGGAUAAGUGCUAAAAUAUUUGUAUUUUUCUUCUGUUCAAAUGUGGGUUGUCUCCACAGUGUUUUUUAGGUUGUAUUUGGACCUUCAGAAUCUCCUUUUUUGUUUUUCUUUUAAUGGUGAAUGUUCUCAUUAAAUGAGCCAAAUUGAAGUCUGUUUCACAAGAGCUUUAAUGUCUCUCUCUUUUAUCCAACAUUAUAUGUACCACGAGUCAAUAUUCAUUUAUGUUAUCUUUUAAUGUAAUCCCAAUAAUGUACUUUGUCAUUUUUAUUAUUAUGGCAUGCUAUUUUAAAUCUAUUAUGAAAAUGUAUUAUUGAUGAUCUUUUUGCAUUAGGGAGAGUCCUGGUGAGGCCUAAGGAAUAAAGACUUUAGUUUAUUUUCAAAAGGAAUGUGUAAAUGGUUCUAUAUUGUUAUUCGGUAUCUUUUCGCAAAGAGAAAAAUCCAUUAACGUUGAUUGCUUCAUUUUACACAUCAUACAUAUUUUGCCUAUCUUCCUGAAAACACAACACUGGAAACUCUAAAAUAUGAACUACGUGUGAAUUUCAAUAAAUGUAUGCUAAAGGAAUGUAGACAUGUAUUAGAAACCCAUUUUAAAUGACAGCAUAUGGAAUCUAUAUUCAACAAAUAAAGCUUUAAUAAAGUUUUU
Triplophysa dalaica is the source of this 7493-nucleotide messenger RNA. It is a transcript of the gene prdm11, whose product is annotated as PR domain containing 11. The transcript is spliced from 8 exons. Lineage: Eukaryota; Metazoa; Chordata; Actinopteri; Cypriniformes; Nemacheilidae. Gene Ontology annotation, molecular function: protein binding. The record is from RefSeq and is a predicted model, not a curated record. The coding region runs from base 438 to 3773 and encodes 1111 amino acids.